This is a messenger RNA of Salmo salar (Atlantic salmon), 5326 nucleotides long. RefSeq names its product transcription factor Sp6. NCBI's taxonomy places the organism in Eukaryota, Metazoa, Chordata, Actinopteri, Salmoniformes, Salmonidae. The record is from RefSeq and is a predicted model, not a curated record. Gene Ontology annotation, biological process: regulation of transcription by RNA polymerase II. Gene Ontology annotation, molecular function: RNA polymerase II cis-regulatory region sequence-specific DNA binding; DNA-binding transcription factor activity, RNA polymerase II-specific.
GUGGAAGCGUUGUCUUGUCUCACCUGAACUGCUCGAGAUGGAGGGGACUUUAUGAUAUACGAGGAUAUCUAUUUCUUUAUUCGAGUUUUUUUAUUUUUAUCAAAGGCUUUUACUUGACUUCUGCCAAGGUGAAUUAUUUAUUUUCAUACCAGUCAAUAUAAUAGGCUACAAAAAGCUAUUCCUACAUCGCGUCGGGAAUAGAACUACGGGCACCAUUGGAUAAACAGGUCUGUAAUCGUGAACAGGACCCUCAAGCUCUCCAUCCAGCCAUGUGGUAGUCUACACAUCUUUACCCAGUUAUCAGUCAGCCCACCACACCCCGGACCCACCCGGCCACCGCUCACUCCUCACCAGACUCAGCCUUCAACAACAGUAUCCCACAGACAGCAGCUGGUCUCAUGGCCCACCCCUAUGAACCCUGGUUACGGACCGCACCCCCUGGUGGCAGCUCAGACGAGAUGAACGUUCCCUCAUGGUGGGACCUCCACACCGGGCCAGGGAGCUGGAUGGACCUGCAGGCGGGCCAGGGUGUGGGCUUACAGGCAGUUGGUCAGAGCUCCAUGGGGCUGCAGUCCUCCCUGGGGCCUUACGGCUCCGAGCCCCAGCUGUGUACUUCUGCUCAGCUAGCCCAGCUGGCCCCAGCCUCACACUCAGCUCACUCUCACCUCUACCCCCAGGAUGGCUUCAAGAUGGAGCCGCUGGGAGGACCUGAGCUCCUGCAGCCGGAGUCAUACUCCCUGGAGGAGCCACAGGAGGGUGCCACCUCGGUCCGGCCCAAGCCCCAGCGCCGCUCUGCCUCCAGGGGCUCGGGCCAGUCUGUGUGCCGGUGCCCCAACUGUGUCCACGCCGAGCAGAUGGGCCAGAGCACUGAUGACGACCGGAGGAAACACAUGCACAACUGCCACAUCCCGGGCUGUGGCAAGGCCUACGCCAAGACCUCCCACCUGAAGGCCCACCUGCGCUGGCACAGCGGGGACCGGCCCUUCGUCUGCAACUGGCUCUUCUGCGGCAAGCGCUUCACGCGCUCCGACGAACUUCAGCGACACCUGCAGACACACACCGGUGCCAAGAAGUUCAGCUGCACCAUGUGCCCCCGCGUGUUCAUGCGCAACGACCACCUGGCCAAGCACAUGCGCAUGCACGAGUCUCCAUCCGGGCCAGGGGAGGAGAGGAUGUAUGGAGAGGGGGGCAGGAUGGGGAAGAGCUUUGACACGCCUUCUCCUCAGCCCUCCCACGCCACUGCCUCUGACACAGAGGCAUCCCUUAAGCAGCCGAAAUGUGAGAAAGACCCCUCUGGGACAGGACAGUCCAGCUAACUGUAUCCCGUCCACAUCUGGAAUGCUAUACAGAUAAUGUACAGUCAGUAGGCUACUAUCAGCCCCUUUCUAUCAGACAGAGAAUCCAUAGUUUAUAAUACAUGUAGUCCAGUGGAGGUAGAAUCAUAGGGGGUUUUAUAUUAUAAAUUGAUAGUUUAUUUCUACCAGAUGCAUUGAACAACAUAAGGCAACAAAGGCCCCUCUGAUAUUAAGAAUGCAUCAUAUCACAUAUAACAGCACCAUACAGCAUAGACAGACAUAAAACCAAAGAGCAUAUGUUACAUCACCAACAGAGGACAAGCUGUCAAGUGCUUUACUGGAAGGAUAUCCAUCUAAGGAAUCAAGGAAAAUUAUUUUUCAGAUGUUGUCUUCCAUUUAAGGAUAGCUUUGGUGGCAACCAAACCAGAGCCAAAGCUUGCUAGCUGCUAGGACUUCCAUUGCUGCUACUACUAUUAUACCAUCCAUCCACAGAGACUUUGAGAACGAGUUAAACGGAAGAUGGUGCUUGAUGUGUUUACAGUAAAACUACUAGCUACUUGGAGAGAUAUUUAUUUCCAAGAAGCCAUCAAUCUCUCCAGUCUCCACUGCACACAUCUAACUGAAUUUAAGGCAAUGGAAGUAGAAGGUUAGAAUAUGUUGGUAUGUUGUGUUGGCUUCAUUUUCCCACCCUUUAACCCACCCCCUUGACUUGCUGUGUAUAAUAUACUGUAUGUGAGUGUAUGAACAUGUCACUGGAAAAUUCCACACUGUAUUUUUGGUUUUGACCACGCACAAUGUUGGCAUCAACCUUUUGCCAAAGAACACCACAGUAAGCACCACUAAAAUUCAUUUUGGUGCGGUAUGUGGGCGGUGCAAAUAAAAAUGACUGCAUUUGCUCUGUAGAUGGCAAAUGAAUUAAAAGUAUGGCACUUGAAGUGCAGAGAUGUCCCACUACAGCACAUUAUGGCAUGGUAUUCAUACUCCAUGUUUUAGGUCAAAAAUAUAUUUUCUGUUUAAUGUACAGUAAGAAGACAUUAAUUGUGUUAUCAAUGUAUUUCACUUAAAUGCACCGUAUGUAUCAUCAUGUUUAAAUAUCCCUCAACUGUGACUGAAAAGCACCGUUGCUCAUCUUUUGACACUCCUUAUCUCGGCUAUGCAGGUGUGAAUGUUACAUGAUGACAGCAGAUCUCAUUCACAGGAAAUGGGUAAUUCCAUGGUCUUGUCCCUGAUAGUGUAUGAUCCACACAAUACCAAGUUCACACUUCACAGAACCUACUGUAGUAACAGGUUGAUAAGGAUUUCCUCGGACAAAAGACAGGCUGGAUGCAUCACUACUCAUGAAAUGUACGCUAGACUGAAAUGUAAGCUGAACUGAAAUCCCUAAUUGAGAGGAAGUUAUGUAAACCAUAUUUUGUCACAACAACAACUUCCAGGAUAAGCAACAAUUCCUCCUCCAAGGUUGUUCAAGCAUAAAGCCAAAAACAGAUAGAGUGGAAUUGUUUAGAACCCAUUUUGAUAUUAAUAGUCAUAAAUAAUCAUUUAUAUCUUGAUAGAAGAUGCACUUCGAUAAAGUUUUAGGAAUCCAGUAUAGACCUUUCUAAAUAGGCUUAGGCCUGUGUGUCGUGGUUUAGGCUUCUUAGCUUAUAGUGCUCACUGUAAAACAAAUUAGCCUUGUUAGGAAAACAUUGUUGCAUUUUGAGUAGUGACUUAGUCAAAAUGUGCUUAAAAGGGUCUGAGCUGAGGUUUAGCUAUGUAUAGAUCUCUUACUGAGGUGUUUAUUGUAGUCCCCAUUAGAAACAUCCAUAAAUAAAUUUAAAUAUAAUGUUUUUUGAUGGUUUACUUGCAUUUUGUGUAUCAAAUGUGAUGAAAGGACAUCACCUUGAGACUCAUCUAUUGCAAAUCACUUGGGGCCCGAUUCAGACUUAGGAAAUGUACGCCUUUGCUACACAUGUCUUUCCUACGCACUUCACAGUAGUUGGUAUUCAGUCUUACCUUAUGCAGGUGCGGUUCCCUUGCGCGUGUUGAUACAUUUAAUUAAACCGCUGAAAACCCUCCCACAUGCUGGCCAAUAGAUUUUGUUGUGGAGUUUUCUUUCCAUAGGGUUUCCAGUACAUUUAUCUAAAGCGAUCCCUUUAAAUUUGGUGUACCUUUAAUAGAAUUGUCUCGACAGACUCAUUAGAAUAUAUGGAUAGAACAGUUCAGAAUAUUAGGGAUCAACGAAAGAAAGCCAUGUAGGCCUAAAUACACGCAUAUUCAUCUCCUUUUCAGCACCAAUUGGUAGAUCUUGUAUAUUAUUUAGGAAAGUAUUUAUGAAUAAUCAGUGGUGGAAAAGUACCCCGUGUCAUACUUGAGUAAAAGUAAAGAUACCUUAAUAGAAAAUGACUCAAGUAAAAGUGAAAGUCACCCAGUAAAAUACUUCUUGGGUAAAAUUCUAAAAGUAUUAGGUUUGAAAUAUACUUAAGAAUCAAAAGUAAAUGUAAUUAGUAAAAUAUACUUAAGUAUCAAAAGUUAAAGUAUAAAUCAUUUGAAAUUCCUUAUAUUAAUUAAGCAAACCAGACGGCACAAUGAUCAUGUUUUUUUUUCCAUUUAAAGAUAGCUAGGGGCACACAUCAUUUUCAUACGAAGAAUUUGAGUCCGCCAGGUCAGAGGCAGUAGAGAUGACCAGGGAUAUUCUCUCGAUAAGUGGACCAUUUCCCUUUCCUUUCAUUCAAAAUGUAUGUAGUACUUUUGGGUGUCAGGAAAAAUGUAUGGAGUAAAAAGUACAAUAUUUAAUUUAGGAAUGUAGUGAAGUAAAAGAUGUCAAAAAUAUAAAUAGUAAAGUAAAGAAGUAAAGUAUUUUUAAUUAAGUACUUUAUACCACUGUGAAUAAUAAUAAAAAAACAGGUUUGGAGAGCCUUUACUCGAUAAAUAUAUUGGUGAAUCAAAAAUACAGUGGUUUGAUUUAUCCUGAAAGUUGCCAAAUUCCAUUGUUCAAUUCUGAAAUAUUGGGAGGUGAGAAAAGUGUACAAUAGGGGUUGAACAGUAGUCCUAUAAAUCUACCCUAAUAAUCCUCACUAAUCAUGUAACUUUGAUGAUAACGGUCCAUUCGUCCAAACUGUGCACCAGGCUCCAGAUUUAAACUGCUACAUAUGGUCUGCGUUCCAUAAUGUUUCAAAUAGAUUACAUGUCCCAAAUUAUUGCCCAACUUGUAAUACGUUAGCCUAAUAUGAUCCACUAUUGCUAGCUAUCCUCAGGAACAACCACACAAAUGUGACAGAGGAAAAAAAGGUAAACUAACGAUGCAAUGGAAUAAUGCAAAGUGCACAGUAUGUGGGUAUAACUGACAGUGUCUACAGAGAGUGGCUAAUAAUAAAACCAAUUGUAAAAAAUACAGUGAAAAGUCCAGGUAUAUAAUUAAAACAUUCUAGAAAUCACAAUUCAUCCUUCCAAAUUACAGUGUAAGGCCAGCAUUUCAUAAACUUCACUGUGGAAAAGGUGAUAGAUUAGGUUGAUACUCUUCAGUUUGCUGCCAUAUGACUGGUUUCACAUUUGUCUCCAGCUAUCACAAGAUAAAAUAGAUCGAAAACAAUUGUCAUUUAUAUUUACAAUCCCCUUAUCCAAACGGCUUACUCAUUUACCUAGCUCUUAUCAAAAGCUCUUAUCAAUGUGUAAAUGACAGUGCGUGGAGAAUGGUGUUACUUCUUUCAGAAACAAUUAACUAGAUGUUGUUCCACUUGGAACAAACAGGAAGCUCGACCUUAUUCAUCAUUUCAUUGGGUAAAGGUGGUGGAAUUAUGAGGGAAUUAAGCCAAGACAAGGUUCAAAUAUGGCGUAUCUGAGGGCCUCCCAAGUGGCACAGAGGUCUAAGGCACUGCAUCGCAAUGCUAGAGGCAUCACUACAGACCCCGGGUUCGAUCCUGGGCUGUAUCACAACCCUCCGUGAUCGGAAGUCCCAUAGGGCGCCGCACAAUUGGCCCAGCGUCCUCCGGGUUAAGGGAGGGUUUUGCCGGUGGGGCUUUACUUGGCUCAUCGUGCUCUUGCGACUCCUUGUG